This is a messenger RNA of Paramecium pentaurelia, 1408 nucleotides long. The record is from the annotation of a GenBank genome assembly. Lineage: Eukaryota; Ciliophora; Oligohymenophorea; Peniculida; Parameciidae.
AUGUUUAGAUUGUCCAAUAUCUUGUUUAACAUGUACAUCUAAAAUAGAUUUUUUAACAUGCUAAUCUACUUUUAUAUAAACUAAAUUACAUUUGUAAAUUCAAUAAUUAAUGUUUAAAUUUAAGAACUGUAUAAAUUGUUUAAUUAAAAUAAUAGAUAAUUAAAAAAUCAAUAAUGUAUUUGUAUUGAUGGAUACUAUCCAAUUUUAUAGAAUCCUAAAUGUGAAAAAUGUCAUUAUUUUUGUUCCACUUGUACUGGACCUACUUUUAAUGAUUACUUAAUUUGCAAUAAUAUUGUUAAUAUUGAGAAUAUGGGAUCAACAUGUAUUAUUAAGAAUUCUCUAAAUCAUGCUUCUAGUGUCAUUAAUCAUGCUAAACUUGUUAUAGAGUAAAUUGAUGAUUGUUUAAGUUGUGAUAUUAAUUUAAAUAGAAUAUUAAAAGAUAAAAAUGUGAAUGUAAACCUGGCUAUUAUGAAUUAGAUAGUGUUUGUACAAGUAUUAAAAAUAAUAAUCAUUAUUGAUUGCUCGAUUACAGAAGAUGUGUUAUUAAGUGCAUGUUAUUUAUUAUGUAUUAAUAAAUAAUAAUUAUGACAUAUAAUUACUUGUAUUUCUUGUGAUUCUGGAUUUUUUUAAGUAUUUGGAAAAUGUGAAAUUUUUGGACAUUUACAAAUAAUUGAAUAUGAAUAAUGGGAAGAUAAUAAUAACAUAAUGGAUAAUUUAUGUUAUAAUUGUUAGUUUCAAUGUCCAACUCUUUGUAAAACUUGUGAUGAAUCAAUUACUUUACCUUGUCCUGAUAUUUGUGGAGAUGAAAUAGUUAUUGGAAUAGAAGAAUGCGAAGAUGGAAACAAUAUUAAAUAUGAUGGAUGUUUUGAUUGCAAAUAUUAAUGCUAAUCCUAAUGUACAAAAUAUCUUAAAGAAGAGUGUUUUGAAUGUUUAACUAAUGAAUGGCAAAUUGAUCUAAUAGUUCAACCGUGGUAAUGUAAAGAAAAAUUUGGAGAUUUAUAAAUAAUAGGAUAAGAAUAAUGUGAUGAUUGAAAUUAAGAUGAUAAGGAUGGAUGUUAAAAUUGUAAAUAUUUCUAUAGAAUUGGAUGUUCAUCUUGUAAUUAUGACACAAACACUUGUUUAAACUAUGUAUUACCUGAAUUUGUUCUAGUAAAAUAUUAUUGUAAAACUAUCUGCAGAGAUAAGUUGGUUGUAACAGAUCCAUAUGGAUUUUAUUUGGAAGAAUGUGAUGAUGGGAAUACAAUUAUUUAUGAUAAAUGUAGUAAGGAUUGUAAAUUUUAAUGCUAAAUAUUACAUAUUUGAAUUAGUUUUAUAAAUAAUAGAUGUUAAAUUAGUGUACUGGAUAUCAUCUAUCUAGUUAAAGUAUAUGUAUACGAAUUUGUGGAGAUUAAUUGCUAGUAGUUGGUGA